AUGCCCAGAUCCGGCCUAAAAAGGGAAGAAGGAGAGCCUGAGGGCCAUGUUGGUCAGAGGCGUGCAAGAACAACGAGGUGCGAGGCAAGUCUCUCCUCCCUCCCACCGUUUUCGCCCGUUUUAGCCGUCUCGAUCCGCGGAACGAGCGCACCAGCCACGCCGGCCCCAAGCUGCCUCAAGCACACCGCAAAAGCCAUCUGUGGUCAGAAGAAAGAAGGGGAGACGGAACUCGUGCGUCCUUGCGGCCCAUGCCUCCUCCCAGCUUGUAGCCGCAUGCAAAGGCCAAGGUAAAUUGAGUCGCGGAACCAUCGACACAACCGCCACCAGACCGUGCUCUUUUCAUCCCGCAGGCAGGCCUUCGUAGAUUUCUGACUUUAAUGGAGGCCGUGCCGUCAUCAUGUGAGCACGCACAAGUCACCUGCCCGUCCGUAUUAAACUCAAAAAAGGAAUACGCCCAAAACCGCUGGCAAACCGUUUGCAAGACAAAGUAGUACCGUUUACAAUAGAUCGUGUAUGAUCAUUUUAAACUAGUAGUAUCACUAAAUGCGUUUCCGUUACCUCAGAAAAUGCAAUUUGCUAAACAAUUCCUUAAAAGUUUGGUGCAACAAAACGUAUGGUCUCCAAUAAUUUUAGAACAAUAGGAUUUCAAAAACUUUAAAGCAAAAUCCUCCUAAAUUUCGAAUCACAGCAGCAAAACUCCUCAAACGCCUUGUAGCAAACCCUCCACUACCUGCGGGGAUUAUAGUAAAAACAAAUCGCAUUAAAGUGACCCCGUUUUGUUUUUCCUUGAGGGUAACAGUGAUUCGGAUCGGAGUUGGGGAAGCAGAAGGUCAACGAGUAAAGGACCGGUUGGUGCUUACGAGAAAGGUACUGGAUCUGCUGUCCAGACUGCCAACAGGCGCCAUUUGAACGGCCCUCGAGGCCAGCACACCGCCAAAGGAAGGAGAGCCGGCGGCCAAGAAAUGAGGAAAUAG
This is a messenger RNA of Bursaphelenchus okinawaensis, 974 nucleotides long. Lineage: Eukaryota; Metazoa; Nematoda; Chromadorea; Rhabditida; Aphelenchoididae. The record is from the annotation of a GenBank genome assembly.